Pelobates cultripes (western spadefoot toad) is the source of this 219-nucleotide messenger RNA. The record is from the annotation of a GenBank genome assembly. NCBI's taxonomy places the organism in Eukaryota, Metazoa, Chordata, Amphibia, Anura, Pelobatidae.
AUGCCGCUCCCAAAACAAUUAAAAUUAUCGGAAGCGGCGGAACUCCAGAAAAAAGAUCGCAGAAAAGAAAGCCAAGAUGGCGACGACAUGGCAAACACAAUGAUUCCACUUCCUCUAAAUACACUGAUACAGCAAUCACAGAGCGCAGUCUCCACAAGAUGCUGCAAGAACUUCGAACUACAAUCAGAGCUGACUUCCACCGCAUUGACAGCAACCUGA